Paecilomyces variotii is the source of this 2891-nucleotide messenger RNA. Its product is annotated as putative microtubule binding protein HOOK3. The record is from RefSeq and is a predicted model, not a curated record. The transcript has 4 exons. Gene Ontology annotation, molecular function: microtubule binding; dynein light intermediate chain binding. Bases 146 to 2539 code for a protein of 797 amino acids. Gene Ontology annotation, biological process: cytoplasmic microtubule organization; cytoskeleton-dependent intracellular transport. NCBI's taxonomy places the organism in Eukaryota, Fungi, Ascomycota, Eurotiomycetes, Eurotiales, Thermoascaceae. Gene Ontology annotation, cellular component: cytoplasm; centrosome.
CUCGCGACGGACCAGUGCAUACAAUAAUAACCCCCCUGGAAGCCAUCCACCACCUGCUGUUACCUUGUCAGCAUGCAGAAUUUAUUUCUGCUGGACCAAGUAACCCCAUAGACCAUUCCAAAUUACCAAGGAGCACUUGUCCAAAAUGGUGCCUGCCACGGCUGCCGAGCACACCGUGUCCAAGGUGUUGCUCGAGUGGAUCAAUAGCUUCUCGCUGGGCAAGACAAUCCGGGCGAUUGACGAGCUAACUGAUGGGACUAUACUAUGGGAAAUCUUACAGGAUAUCGAUCAUCAGUAUUUUCUCGACGAGUUACCAGAGCGCAACCAAUCCGACCACUGGGUGCCUAAAUGGCAGAACCUGAAGCAUAUCCACAAGUUGGUGAUCAGCUAUAUCCGCAGCCAGAAUGACGAUGAAUUGCCCUCGGGGCUGGAUGCCUCGCCGGACCUGAAAAUGAUCGCAGAACACAACUCUAUUAAGGAGAUGAAUAAGCUUAUGAAACUGCUGUUGAUCGCCGCUAUCAGCUCCCCGAACGCCGAGACUUACGUGACAACGCUGCAAGCGCUGAGUACCUCGACGCAAGAAGGCUUGAAGGAUAUUAUACAGGAGGCGCAGAAUGGCAAUCCCGAUGACAUUGACCAUAAUGAUGAACCUAAGGAUGAUUCCAAACCUGCUCUUUCCGUUGACCCCGAGCUACAAUUUGAGGAACGCGUCGGCAAGGUUCUGGCGGAAAAUGAUCGAUUGACAAGCGAGAAGAAGGAAAUGGAGAAGGCGUUGGAGGAUCUACACAACCGUCUGGCACGCUUGCAGGAGAAUAAUGAUACGUUACAGAACCGCUUGGCCUCCACCGAGGACCGACUGGUAACUCUGAAAUCGGGGAAGGGAGAAAUGGGAUUCAAUGCAAAGGCUCUGGAGACGAAGAGUCGUCAGCAGGAGGAUCUCAUCGCAACCCAGGAGGCGAAGAUAGCUGCAGCUCAAGAUGAGAUUGACAGCUUGCGGAUGAACCUGGAGUCCUUAAGAGUCAAGAAUCAGCGGUACCAGACACUGCAAGAUGAUUACGAUGAAUUGAAGACCGAGAGAGAUCAGCUUGCACGUAAAGCCAAUGCAGCUGAAAAGUACCGUCAGAAACUGCAGGCAAGUCAGGACUUCGAAAAGGAGAACCAAGUCCUCAAGAACCAGGUUAAGGACCUGCAGCAGCAACUGAAGGAUGCGGAUUCCAACCAGAAAUGGUCUUCAGAGCGUGAUGUCGAGCUUGAAGAAUAUAGGCGAGUUCUGCCGCGGAUAGAGCAGGAUCGUCAUGAAAUCCAGAACUUGAAGAAGCAGCUCGAAUUCAAUAACCAUGCGCUUACGGAACGCCUCCAGACUGCCGAGGAGCAACGUGAAAGAGAUGAAGCCGUGAUCAGUGAGCUGAGGGAACGCAUUCGGGAACUUGAAGGCUCGCCCGGUAGCCCAUCACUUACCCCAGGCAGUAGUACUCCGAAAUUGCAGGGUACGCUGCAAAAGGAUUUCGAGGAUAUUGGAGUCAAGGAGGCACAACUGAAAGCGGAAAAUGACGAUCUGAAGAAAGAGAUCGACAGAUUGAAGACCACCGACUCGCCGACGGUGGUAGGCGUAGGCGAGGACCAAGCUGGCGAACAAACAGAAAUUGCGCUUCCCAGCGAUCCCUCCAAGAUCGGUUCACAUCUGGAGGCCUACUCCGAAAACCUGGUCUUGACAGCGCAGCUCGCGCAAGCCAAGUCCACUCAAAACGCCGAGUACUGGAAACUGUACGACCAAUACGCAGAGGUUCGACAGAAACUUGCAGAUCUAGAAGACGAGCUAGAAACAAACAAGCGCCUGCUUCAGGACGCGAAGAAUGAACUUGGUCUUGUCAACAAGGAAAAGCUUGACAUGCUUAACGGGGUCAAGGAGGCAAAUUCGGCGGAGGUAUCCAAGGUCCGAGCUGAGUGGGAUGCGCUCACGCACAAGGUCCACCACCUUGAGGCAGAGGUGGACGCUAGCCAGACACUCACUAGAGAAGUCUGUACUGAGCGGGACGAGCUACGCUCUGCCUUUGAUCAGAAGCGGGCUGAAAUCCGUGCAGAAGACCAGGAUCUCAUCAAUGAGAUGCAGGCUCUGCUCGCUCGGUUUGCUGCUCGUGCGGAAAAUCCUGAACAAUCCGAGAAGUCUGAUAAUGAGCUACUCGAGCAGUUCUCUAAGGUGACGAAGAAGGCUGUGGACAGGCUGGUGAACGGUGCAGAGCACCUUGAUCACCUGAACGAGCUUAUCAACUCCCUCCGGGAGCGGAUCAAGAGUCAUGAAGAAACCAACAUCGACUAUAUACUAAGUGAGCGAGAGGCCGAGCUACAAAAGGUAAUCGAUCAGCAAUCACGAGAGAUCGCCCUCAUAUCAUCUGCCUGGUUCGAUCUCCAAGGCCGUCUCCAGAACAGCAAUGUCACCGUUUCCCGAUACCGCCACCCUGCCUCUACCCGCGCUGGCGCUGGUGCCGAUGCGUCGAGAGGUUGGCUAUCGAAACAAAGAAGCAUGGUUGCUGGCAGGUAAAUAUGAAUGAUAAAGCACGCAUCGACACAGAUCGAUUCGUUAUGUAUUCUUUCAACAUACAGCAUGUCCGUAUGUUCUAUCAAAUUUGAGCCAUUGAAAGGUCUGGCAUCCAUGUCCUGUCCCCCUAUUGACGACUCCCCUUUUGGUUUCCUUAUCGCACAGAUACCACAACUACCUGUACCUUUUCUUUUCUUUCUAUUCGAAGGACAGGGAGGAGUUCUCUCGUUCUUUAUUCCCCCUUUAUAAGAUUUUCAUAGUGCUUCUAGAAAGAAAUACAGCUGUUGGUGGGAGAAAUUGUUUACAGCAUGUAUAUAUGCACAUACCGCUUGAUCAGGUUUUCUCUCUUAUAUUG